AUGCCGGAACCAAAUGGUUCAAUUCAGACUCUCAAGCGAGCAAUAUUCGAUGUGGAGGCGGCCCAGUCAGCGCCUUCAACCUCCAAGAGACUCAGGGUUGAUCAGUCACCAGAAACAAGCUCGAGACGGGAUGCAAAGAAACGGAAAAAGAGGAGAAAAAAAGAACCGGUAGUCGCUAAGCUAGACGGCAAUCAUCCUAGGCAGGAUAGUUCGUCCCAGUCUCAGCGGCCGCCAGUGUCUGCUUGCAAUGAAAUCAUUCGAUUUACGUCCACGGAGCCGUCAGGAAGCAAGACCAGAGUAGACGUCCCAUCACAUUCUGCAACUUCUACCUCAAACCUUGUCAGUAACGAGAGCGAUACCGAAAGGGACUCUGAGGGGGGUCUACAACAAGCGAACCUGAAAGGAAAUAGCUUAUCUGAAACCACUGAUCUUCGUGAUACGAAGCAGUUCGCAAAUUUCACGCAAGACCCGAAGGGUGUUGUACCGGAAAACAGGAUUUCGCAACUGACAAAGGAAUUAGCAGAGAGGGCCGAGCUUUUGGCUGCUCAUCAAAGUGUCCUCAAUAACAUUUCCCAAGCUCUGACAUGUCAGAUUUGCCUCGACGUGAUGUACAAGCCUUAUGCACUCGCUCCGUGUGGUCACGUGGCUUGCUACGACUGCCUUGUUCAAUGGUUUAACGCUCCGCCUGCUGAUAAUAGACCUGCCGCACCAGCCAUCGUACGGAAGAAGACAUGUCCACAUUGCCGAGCAGUCGUCCGAGAUCGUCCCGCAGAAAUUUGGACUAUCAAGAAUCUAGCGCACCUCAUAGAGAAGAGCGGUCUCGCUAAUGUGCCUCCGCGUGACAAGGCGCAUGCUAACGCUGAUCGCCCUGCGGACGCAGAUCCUUGGAAUGGGAUCUUCCGGAAAUCCAACCAUGGUUUCCUUCCCUGGUUACUAGCGGACGAUGCAGAUGCCGAGCCCCGUCGCGGAGAAGACGUAGGUAUGCUUGACAUGGAGGACGGAGGCAUAUACCGAUGUCUGGACUGUAUGCAUGAGAUUUGGGAUGGCGUGUGUACGGCGUGCGGUAGGCAGUAUCCGGGUCACGAAGGAGGGGGAGAUUGGUCAGACGAUGAACUCGGCUUGGAAUUUGGCCCAGGAGCAGAAGAGUUUGACCCUGAUGAUGAUCCAGGAUGGAUGGGUCUUGAAGAUGGCGAGGGGGACGACGAAGAUGGCGGUUUGGCGAUUGCCGAUUGGUAUCCCGGAUUGCCAUUGUUCCGUUGGCACGUUGGCCGUGAGGAGGAUGUAGACGAAGAUGGAGAUGAAGAAGACGAAGGAGAUGAAGAGGAUGGUUAUGAAAGCAGUUUCGUCGAUGACGAGAACGACACCGGCAUUCCUCGAGGCCCGAUACAACAGCUGCCGCAAAUAUACGAACUUUCCGAUGAUAGCGAUAAUGAAGACCACCGUUCGCACGUAGAUAUCGAUAUCCUAUCCGAGGAAGAAGAAAACGAGCCGUCACUUGCAAGUAGGCCGGGCCGGAUGGCACCCAUUGUAGUUUCCUCCGGUGACGAAGAUGAGGACGAGGACGAGCUCGAUAGCGUUUUUGCUGUCCGCCCCAUGUCCACGCGUCCGAGACGCGGACGCCUUGUUGAGUCUGACGAUGAGGUUGAGGCUUCAUCGGACGGCAGUAGCUAG
This is a messenger RNA of Suillus paluster, 1671 nucleotides long. RefSeq lists its product as uncharacterized. NCBI's taxonomy places the organism in Eukaryota, Fungi, Basidiomycota, Agaricomycetes, Boletales, Suillaceae. The transcript is spliced from 3 exons. Gene Ontology annotation, biological process: proteasome-mediated ubiquitin-dependent protein catabolic process. Gene Ontology annotation, molecular function: ubiquitin protein ligase activity. Gene Ontology annotation, cellular component: nucleus. Bases 1 to 1671 code for a protein of 556 amino acids. The record is from RefSeq and is a predicted model, not a curated record.